GUAGCGACCAUCUUGUUUAUCUGUCGUCGCAUGUUAUAUCUUGUAUGUGACCGCGUAAGCGUGCGGUCGUGUAUCUGAUCUCUUGCGCUUUCUAACGUGAAUAAUCCGUGAUAGUAAAUAUACUGAGUUUAUCAAAGUUCGUGUUACAUCCUUCUCCUGACCCAUCUACUGUUUUCUCCCUCUGCUACUUGCUCGUCCUGACUCUACGAUUCACUACGUUAAUUCUUAGAUCCUUUCGUUCUUACACGCGGAUCACCGUCUACGGCAACGUGACUUAAGAAUUUGUAGUCAUCAUACAAAUCUUACACUAUUGACAGCGCCGAGUAAAAGUGGGCGUGGUUUGGUCGAACUGAGCAGUGAGCACCAUGCUAUCCUUUCCAAUUUCAUCAUGAGAUCCUCUCUGCCGGCAGCAGCUGCUCUCACGCUCAGUGUUCACUCGCUUAUUACCGUUAUAGUUUAAUUAGUUAUACGUUGUAUUUCUCAUUUAAUUAAUGCAGAUAUACUUCGAAAGCAUUAGAUUCUGCCCGUCUUAACUCUCGACAGAGAGUAGGCGCUAUAUAAAAAAGAAGAAGAAGGAUUCUCUCUGUCGUAACAUCGAGUCAAGUCCUCCUAAUCUCCUAAGUCCAUGGAGAAGUCGCAAAAGAUGCCGAAGGUAGCGAAGGUGAAGAACAAGGCGCCCGCGGAAAUACAGAUCACCGCGGAGCAGUUGCUGCGCGAGGCGAAAGAGCGCGAUCUGGAGAUCCUGCCGCCACCGCCGAAACAGAAGAUCUCGGAUCCGCACGAGUUUGCAGACUACCAGCACCGCAAGCGCAAGGCGUUCGAGGACAUCAUUCGCAAGAAUCGCAUGAUUAUCACGAACUGGAUGAAGUACGCGCAAUGGGAGGAGAGCCAGAGGCAGAUACAGCGCGCAAGAUCCAUCUACGAGCGGGCAGUCGAGGUUGACCAUCAUAACAUCGCACUAUGGCUCAAGUACACGGAGAUGGAGAUUCGCAAUCGGCAGAUGAAUCACGCGAGGAAUCUCUGGGACCGGGCGGUCACCAUGCUGCCGCACGUCAAUCAGUUCUGGUACAAGUACACCUACAUGGAGGAGACCCUGGAGAACAUCGCCGGGACACGCCAGAUAUUCGAACGGUGGAUGGAGUGGGAGCCGGAGGAGCAGGCCUGGCAGACGUACAUCAAGUUCGAGCUGCGCUACAAGGAGAUUGACCGGGCGCGGCAGAUCUACGAGCGCUUUGUCAUAGUGCACUCCGAUGUAAAGCACUGGAUAAAGUACGCCCGCUUCGAGGAGUCGUACGGUUUCGUCAAGGACACGCGCGCCGUGUACGAGCGCGCCGUCGAAUUCUACAGCGACAAGGGCCUGGACGAGAAGCUGUUCCUGGCGUUUGCGAAAUUCGAGGAGAGCCAGCGUGAGCACGACCGGGCCCGCAUCAUCUACAAGUACGCGUUGGAGAACAUACCGAACAGCAACACGCAGGAGAUCUACAAGGCGUACACGAUUCACGAGAAGAAGUACGGCGACCACUUGGACAUCGAGGACGUGAUAGUCAGCAACCGAAAGCAUCAGUACGAGCAGGAGAUCAAGGAGAAUCCCUCAAAUUACGACGCGUGGUUCGACUACCUGAGACUGGUGGAGUCGGAGGGUAACGUCGACAUGAUGCGCGAGACGUACGAGCGUGCGAUCGCUAAUGUGCCGCCCACCAAGGAGAAACAGUUUUGGCGAAGGUACAUAUACCUGUGGAUCAAGUACGCCCUCUUUGAGGAGCUGGAGGCCAAGAACGUCGAAAGGUGCCGGCAGGUGUACAAGGUCUGCCUGGAGCUGAUACCGCACAAGCGUUUCACUUUCUCCAAGAUUUGGCUGCUUUACGCGUACUUCGAGAUACGGCAGAAGAACCUGCUCAAGGCAAGAAAGACGCUGGGCCUGGCGCUGGGCAUCUGCCCGACGAACAAGCUUUAUCGCGGCUACAUAGACCUCGAGAUACAGCUGGUGGAGUUCGACCGAUGUCGCAAGCUGUACGAGAAGUUCCUUGAGUUCGGGCCGGAGAACUGCACCACGUGGAUGCGAUUCGCCGAGCUGGAGACGCGAUUGGGCGAGAUCGACCGCGCUCGGUCGAUAUACGAGUUUGCCGUCACGCGGCCGUGGCUGGACAUGCCGGAGCUGCUGUGGAAGUCGUACAUCGACUUUGAGAUCGUCCAGGGCGAGACCGAGAACGCCCGGCAGCUGUUCGAGCGGCUGCUGGAGCGCACGUUGCACGUCAAGGUUUGGAUAGCGUACGCAAAGUUUGAGCUGCUGAAUCCGCAACUGGAGGACAGUACCGAAAAUGUCAUCCUGGCGAGACGCAUCUUCGAGCGCGGCAACGAUGCCCUGAGAUCCAACGGCGACAUCGAGAGCCGGGUGUUAUUGUUGGAAGCGUGGAAAGACUUCGAGAGUGAGAAAGGCAUCCCGGAGACUCUCGCCAAGAUCGUGGAGAAGAUGCCGCGCAGGGUGAAGAAGAAGAGGCGCGCCGUGGACAAAGACGGCAGCGACGACGGCUGGGAGGAGGUAUUUGACUUCGUGUUUCCGGAAGACGAGUCGCAGCGGCCGAACCUCGAGUUCUUGGCUUCCGCGAAGGCGUGGAAAAAACAAAGCGAGCAAUCUCAAUCCUGAGAUAAUUAAAUUUCAUAAAAAAGAGUGAGAUUUAGCAUGUAGUAGUUAGAGGAUUUGAGACUGUAAGAAAAUUCUCUAAAAGUUCGUGACUGUAAAAAUCGCGCAUAUUUUAUAUUACUGUGGAUUAAUGACUUGACAAAGUGGACUGAGUACUUUCACAUACGUAUAAACUGGGAUAUUUUGCUAUCGUGAGAAAUAUUUGUUUAUACAAUACGUUUUAUGUAUGUAAAUAGCUUGUAUAAAAUUCUCAUUAUUAUAAUUUACAAUAAUAAAUAGGUAAAAUGUGUAUACUGUUUGAUGAUUGAUUUGAUUUCGUUACUAUUUUAGUUAAAUAAAAUGCUAUUUUACAUUCUCUGUAAAAUUAAAAUUUAAUUAAUUUAAAGGUUAAAGGUACAAUAGUAUAGCACACGAAAUAGAACAAAUACUAAGUGCAAUUUCAUUAACAGAUAAUACGAGAAAUUGUGUUACAAUUCACACAAAUGGAAUCUCUGGCAUUAUCAAUAUACGGCGCGUAAACUGAUUUUACCGUUUACCCAUAGAUGGAUAAUUACAUUUAGUAUAAUUGAUUAGAUUUAUAUUACAAAACAUUUUGCAUAGAUAUGAAAUUAAAUUUACAAUAAAUAAUAAUACGAGGUAAUAUUAAUCUCUGUGAAUUUAGCACCUCAUUUUUUAAAAAAUAAAUUUUUCGAUA
Molecule: messenger RNA, 3335 nt
Organism: Wasmannia auropunctata (little fire ant)
Lineage: Eukaryota; Metazoa; Arthropoda; Insecta; Hymenoptera; Formicidae
Product: protein crooked neck-like
Exons: 1
Coding region: 626-2644 (672 amino acids)
Biological process (GO): mRNA splicing, via spliceosome; spliceosomal complex assembly
Cellular component (GO): Prp19 complex; post-mRNA release spliceosomal complex; precatalytic spliceosome
Molecular function (GO): protein binding
Source: RefSeq, a predicted model, not a curated record